This is a messenger RNA of Candidozyma auris, 2166 nucleotides long. RefSeq names its product Plb5p (gene PLB5). Gene Ontology annotation, biological process: glycerophospholipid catabolic process. Gene Ontology annotation, cellular component: extracellular region; plasma membrane; intracellular membrane-bounded organelle. Bases 1 to 2166 code for a protein of 721 amino acids. NCBI's taxonomy places the organism in Eukaryota, Fungi, Ascomycota, Pichiomycetes, Serinales, Metschnikowiaceae. Gene Ontology annotation, molecular function: A2-type glycerophospholipase activity. The transcript has a single exon. The record is from RefSeq and is a predicted model, not a curated record.
AUGUGGUUGAAUGCAUGUGCCUUGUUGGCGCUUCUAACCACCACCCAAGCAAUAUGGCCGUUUGACAGUGGAGACGACGACACCUCCUCGAGUUCCGGUUCCAGUUCAAGCUCCAGUUCCAGUUCCUCGGCUCCAGAGUCGAGUUCCUCGUCUUCAGAGUCAAGCUCUACGACAGUGUCUACCUUUGGCAUCCCCGCCUCGGAUACAAGCACAGACAACGGCUACGCCUAUGCUCCAAGACAGACGCUGUGUCCGGAUUUUGAUAUUGUUCGAAACGCCUCCAGCCUCAAUGAGGCCGAGGCAGAGUAUAUUUUGCAAAGAAAUGCCGUCACCAAUGAGAACUUGAUAGAUUUCUUGGACAAUGUUGCACAGAUCCCAGACUUUGACGCUGAAAAAUUCAUAAACGACAACAAGGAUAAGCACAAUAUUUCCAUAGGGUUGGCUUUCAGUGGUGGCGGGUACCGUGCUAUGCUCUGUGGAGCAGGGGAGCUUUUGGCGCUCGACAACAGAUACAAAGACUCUACUCUGAGUGGGUUGGGUGGGCUCUUGCAGAGUUCUUCGUACCUCACGGGUCUUUCUGGGGGCGGCUGGCUUGUGGGUACGCUUGUUCUCAACGAUUGGAUCUCGGUGGCAGACAUUUUGGAACCAAAAAGUGGCAUCUGGAAUUUGGAGGACCUGAUCUUCAACCCUGCGGGCUUGAAUGUGGUGAGAAACGUGAUUUACUAUAAUGCGCUUUCAGAUGCUUUGGACAGAAAAGAGGAAUUUGGUUUUCCUACGUCCUUGACAGACGUUUGGGGGAGAGCAUUGUCGCUGCAAUUCUUCAACGAGGACUCCCACCCUCGUGGUGGAGAGAAUCUUACUUGGAGUGGAAUCAAAGAGUUGGACAGCUACAAAAACCAUUCGAUGCCAUACCCAAUUUUGAUUGCCAACGGGCGUAAUCCCAACACGAUAAUUAUCAACGAGAACUCCACGGUGUACGAGAUCUCCCCCAACGAGCUAGGUUCAUGGGAUCCUAGUCUUCAUAGUUUCGUCAAUAUCGCCUACAUGGGUAGUGAGCUUGAGGGAGGCAAGCCUGUGAACGAUGAGUGUAUAUCUCAUUUUGAUAACGCAGGUUUUAUGAUGGGUACGCUGUCGUCGCUUUUUAACCAAGGUCUUCUUCGCUUACCCGGGACCGAUCUCAACUGGGCGCUUAAAAGAAUUAUCGAGAUGAUUCUCAAGCCGCUUCUGAAGAACGAGGUUGACAUUGCUGUUCACAAGCCGAACCCUUUCUACAAAACAGACUUUGGCAAUCUGGAAUUGAUACUCAACGACAGCAGUUUGCAUUUAGUGGACGGAGGUGAAGAUCAACAAAAUGUCCCUCUAUACCCACUUAUACAAAGGGAAAGAAAUGUUGAUGUGAUCUUUGGGUUCGACAACUCUGCCGAUACCGAACAAAACUGGCCAAACGGUACCUCGUUUGUCCAUACUUUCUUGAGACAAUUUGCAAAACAAGGACGUGGAACCCCAUUUCCUUAUAUCCCUUCUACUCAAGACUUCCUCCGUGGUGGUCUCAAUGAAAGGCCCGUCUUCUUCGGGUGCGAUGCCAAAAACUUAUCGGACCUUGUUGCUUUCCAUGACAGUGGCUGGAAGGCUACCGAUGUUCCACUUGUCGUUUACAUGCCCAACAGCCCUCAUUCACACAACUCCAAUUUCUCGACUUACAAGAUGAGUUACGACGAGGAAGAUGCCCGCAACAUCAUUCAGAAUGGGUUUGAGGUUUCCUCUCGCGGUAACUACACAAACGAUAGAGAGUGGCCUACCUGUGUAGGAUGUGCCAUCAUUAGAAGACAACAAGAGAGACUUGAUGAGGAACAGUCGAAGGAGUGCAAAAGAUGUUUUGAAAGAUACUGCUGGACCGGUGACAUUAAGGACACUCCUCAACUGAGCAUUGGCGAUGUAAUAUCUGGAGCAGCCACAAGAACAACUUCUGGAGGCACUUCCAACACCGCUAGAACGUCUUCCUCGAAAUCCACCACGGUAGCUGGUACCUCUCAGAAUAGUGGGACUAGCUCUGAGACGGGCUCCUCCUCUAGUGGCUCGAGUUCAUCAAAAGGAACAGGUAAUGUAAUGCUGCUCGACUUUGCCGGUACCUUGGCACUUGUGCUAGGCACACUUUCACUUCUAUAG